AUGCCUCGGCCGGGGAAGAGUUCGUACAGCGACCAAAAGCCACCCUACUCAUACAUCUCGCUGACCGCCAUGGCCAUCCAGCACUCGGCGGAGAAGAUGCUGCCGCUGAGCGACAUCUACAAGUUCAUCAUGGAGCGUUUCCCCUACUACCGCGAGCACACGCAGCGUUGGCAGAACAGCCUGCGCCACAACCUCUCCUUCAACGACUGCUUCAUCAAGAUCCCGAGGCGGCCCGACCAGCCCGGCAAAGGCAGCUUCUGGGCGCUGCAUCCCGACUGCGGCGACAUGUUCGAGAACGGCAGCUUCCUGCGGCGCCGCAAGCGCUUCAAGGUGCUGCGCGCGGACCACACUCACCUGCACGCGGGAAGCACCAAGGGCGCGCCAGGUGCGGGGCCCGGAGGGCACCUGCACCCCCAUCACUCCCACCACCCGCACCACCACCACCAUCACGCUGCGGCUCACCACCAUCACCACCACCCGCCCCAGCCGCCGCCGCCUCCGCCACCGCCGCACAUGGUGCAUUAUUUCCACCAGCAGCCUCCUCCGGCUCCGCAGCCGCAGCCGCACCUCCCGUCUCAGCCGCCACAGCAGCCGUCCCAGCAGUCGCAGCCUCAACAGCCGUCUCAUCCCGGCAAGAUGCAGGAGGCGGCGGCCGUGGCGGCGGCGGCGGCGGCGGCGGCGGCCGCAGCAGUUGGUAGCGUGGGGCGCCUGUCGCAGUUCCCGCCCUAUGGGCUGGGCUCGGCCGCCGCCGCCGCAGCCGCCGCCGCGGCGUCCACGUCGGGCUUCAAGCACCCAUUCGCCAUCGAGAACAUCAUCGGCCGGGACUACAAGGGCGUGCUGCAGGCCAGCGGGUUGCCCUUAGCCUCGGUCAUGCACCACCUGGGUUAUCCUGUGCCAGGCCAGCUCGGCAACGUCGUCAGCUCCGUGUGGCCGCACGUCGGUGUCAUGGAUUCGGUGGCCGCGGCCGCCGCGGCCGCUGCCGCCGCGGGGGUGCCUGUAGGCCCGGAGUAUGGAGCCUUCGGUGUACCGGUCAAGGCCCUGUGCCACUCUGCCAGCCAGAGCCUGCCUGCGGUGCCGGUGCCCAUAAAGCCGACUCCAGCGCUGCCGCCCGUAGCUGCGCUGCCGCCGACACUCACUGUCCCUGCGGCCGCACAGCAGCCGCCGGCGCCGUCCACCGUGUGCCCGGCGGCCUCGACCUCGCCCGCCGCCUCCCUGCUGGAGCCCACCGCCGCGAGCGCGAACGAGAGCAAGGGUGGCUCCCUGCACUCGGUGCUGGUGCACUCCUAA
This is a messenger RNA of Molossus molossus (Pallas's mastiff bat), 1287 nucleotides long. It is a transcript of the gene FOXB2, whose product is annotated as forkhead box B2. Gene Ontology annotation, molecular function: DNA-binding transcription factor activity, RNA polymerase II-specific; RNA polymerase II cis-regulatory region sequence-specific DNA binding. Bases 1 to 1287 code for a protein of 428 amino acids. Gene Ontology annotation, biological process: cell differentiation; regulation of transcription by RNA polymerase II; anatomical structure morphogenesis. The transcript has a single exon. The record is from RefSeq and is a predicted model, not a curated record. NCBI's taxonomy places the organism in Eukaryota, Metazoa, Chordata, Mammalia, Chiroptera, Molossidae.